Messenger RNA from Babesia ovata, 693 nucleotides. RefSeq lists its product as uncharacterized. The transcript has 2 exons. Gene Ontology annotation, biological process: intracellular protein transport; endoplasmic reticulum to Golgi vesicle-mediated transport; Golgi organization. Bases 1 to 693 code for a protein of 230 amino acids. Gene Ontology annotation, cellular component: endoplasmic reticulum-Golgi intermediate compartment; Golgi apparatus; endoplasmic reticulum. NCBI's taxonomy places the organism in Eukaryota, Apicomplexa, Aconoidasida, Piroplasmida, Babesiidae. The record is from RefSeq and is a predicted model, not a curated record.
AUGAAGGGCGCUAGCGGUGUUGCGCUCGCCCUGGCCAUGUGCUCCGUCGGUGUAUCGGGGUUUUACUUCCAAAUCGACUACAAUGACGAGCGCUGCUUCUACGAGAGCGUCCCCUACAUGGCGAUGCUCAGCGUCAACUACGACCUGCUCAAUCCGGAAGCGCGAUCGUGCAUCGUGAGGAUAUCCGACGAGGAGCGAAAGGUGCUGCAGAGCACUAACCUCAAGGACAUGCCAGCCAAAGGUAAUGAGCACACAUCUCCUGCUCACAGCGGUAUAGGGCGUGUAACCUACGUUGCCAAGGUCGAGGGAACCUACCACGUAUGCAUUGAAUGCCCCGGGCAGAUGUGGUACGUGUCACACAUGGCCAAGAUUGGGCUCUCCACGGAAAUUGCCGACGGAAACGACAAGUACGGCCGCCAUAUGCAGUACGAUGUCGACAAGGAGACGACGGCAAAGAAGGACGAGAUCAAGGAGCUGUCGGAGGAUCUCAGCAAAUUCGCAGCCAACAUCAUGAACAUCAAGAGCCACCAGCGCAUGGAGAGCGCCACCGUGAAGGAGCUGCACGACACUUACAAGGGCAUGUACAACUACAUCCUCUACUUCUACAUCCUGCAGUUCAUCAUCAUCGGAGCAACCGCCGGGUUCUCGGUGUACCACAUCACCAAGUUCUUCAAGGCGUACAGAAUUGUUUAA